Molecule: messenger RNA, 1234 nt
Organism: Ruditapes philippinarum (Manila clam)
Lineage: Eukaryota; Metazoa; Mollusca; Bivalvia; Venerida; Veneridae
Product: RING finger protein 150-like
Source: RefSeq, a predicted model, not a curated record
UGUUAUGACGUCAUGCUGUACCAUAACACACACUAGCAUGAAUGAAGUUAGAGGUGACGAAAUCAAGAUCUCCGUUUGUUUUGGUGAAAUUUCAAGGCCAUUUAGGACAUGUAUGUGUCUUCAACUCUUGGAAUUAUAGUACAUGUGAUCCAAAACGGUGUUUAAAAUUAUUCAAAUUCCUUAUGUUGUAAGAUGUUGUAAGAUAUUCAUUUCAUACGGCAUGGAAAUUUUUACACACACUCGUAUAAUUUCGACAAGAUGGAGGUCUAAGAUGGAUGUGUGCAUAUUUUAUGCGUAUUUAUAUGUAUUGUUCACAUCUCCAUUUGUGAUAUGCUCGCACGAACAAGAUAAAGACAAGCUGACAGAAGCUAGAAUUUCUUUGAGUUAUAUAGAUGUAAAUGGAAUUAAUAAAGAAGUUGAAUUCAAUCGAGUUGAUUUUGGUACGGGAAAUUACGGAAAAAAUGCUCGAAUAAAUUCAAGCCCUAUCAAAGGGCAACUAGUACAAGUUCAAACUUUGUAUAAUAAAAGUGAAUUAGGAUGCAGCGAGCUUGAUCCAGCAAUAAUACCUAAAGAUGAGCCAUGGAUUGCUCUUGUAAAGAGAGGGACAUGUAAUUUUAAUGAAAAAGUAUAUUUUGCUAGAGAUGCAGCUGCAGUAAUUGUUUAUGAUAACACAUCAGUUGAAGACACUCCUAUACAAAUGGAUUUGAAAGGGGCUCGAGAUGUUCAAGAUAUAGUGGCAAUCCUGAUUAGUUUUGAGAAAGGGAAGAAACUGGUGGACAUGCUAAAAUCUCACAAUGUUAACAUCACGAUAACACACAUGCCAAAGAAAGACGACCCUCCAGAUAGUCCUGGACAAUUGAACAACACGUCCGUCUUGUUCGUUUCAAUAUCUUUCAUCGUUCUCAUUAUAAUAUCACUGGCGUGGCUCGUGUUUUAUUACAUACAGAGAUGUCGCUACACAAAUGCCAAAGAAAGACUGAGUAGACGUUUAGCAAAUGCAGCCAAGAAAGCUAUUGCCAAAAUUCCACAGAGAACAAUCAAAGCUGGAGACAAGGAGCUUGAAGCCGAGGCUGAUCAGUGUGCUGUAUGUAUAGAGCCUUACAAAUGGAAUGAUGUCAUACGUGUACUGCCAUGCAAACAUGUUUUUCACAAAUCGUGUGUAGAUCCAUGGUUGCUUGAUCAAAGAAAUUGUCCAAUGUGCAAGAUGGACAUUCUGCGAGCAUUUGGAAUGCAU